Necator americanus (New World hookworm) is the source of this 4782-nucleotide messenger RNA. RefSeq lists its product as uncharacterized. Lineage: Eukaryota; Metazoa; Nematoda; Chromadorea; Rhabditida; Ancylostomatidae. The coding region runs from base 1 to 4782 and encodes 1593 amino acids. The record is from RefSeq and is a predicted model, not a curated record. The transcript has 16 exons.
AUGCUGAACCUUGUUGCGUUAUUUCUACUGUUAUUUGUUUCCAGUGCAACAGCUGCCUCACUACCAUGUAACGCAUAUUAUGUCCGAUGGCCUCGAGUGCGGCUAAACUUCAAAUCAGUCGCCAAUGCUCGCCUAUCACUACGAGCAUGUGAAAGUGCAUGUUCGUUGGGAGAGGAUCCACAGUUACCAGGACGAUCUUUGGAAUGUGCAGCAUUGAAUCACCAUCCAGCACCAGAUGGCUUCGCACAUCAAUGUGACGUCUUCCAGCCACAUCAGCUUCAAAAUGUGGAUGGUUAUGUGGAAGCGGAUGACCGGUAUUCGUUCUUCUGGAAGUAUUGUCUCAAUUCAUCGCGCCGAUGUGGUGGCGAGUACGCCUUCACUUACCUUUCUGAUCGUUACAUGGACUCGCGUGAUGUGAUUCGAGUAACCAAGAAGAACAGUUUGGAGGAAUGCCUUGUCGAAUGCUUAGAUGAGAGAUCAAUUCCAUGCCGUUCGAUCUCAUUUAAUCGUACUGACGGUGGGUGUCAUGUAUCGGGAGAUAGUCAACUCACAAAGCCGAAAGCGAUUCGAUUGAACAACAACCCGAAUUUCCGCAUUGACUACUACGAAAAUAAUUGCUAUAAUCUUUCAGACACUUUCAAGUUCGAUCAAGAAUGCCGCGAAGAUGGAAUUUUCGUGAAAGUGAAAAGCAAAUUUCCUUACACUGGCGCUCUUUAUGGUUUAUACGACUUCUUCACCUGCCGCAUAGAACCGAAGGAGAUGACCGAGUUUGGACUGCUGUUUCCUUCUCCAACUGCUUCAAAGAACUGCAGUGAUAGCAUAAGAUUCCAGGGAGACGAGAUGGUUUUGGAUGUGGUGCUUUCCACUGAUGGAAUUGAACCGUUGUACUUUAUUACUCCUGACGAUUUAACGUAUCAGGCUAAGUGUCCUAUAGUUGGUAAAACGAACAAAGCAGUCGCUAACACACUUGAGGAAGGAAAACAGGAGAAAUUCACUACUGAGUUCGCACCCACAAAUUCCAAUGCACCGGCUCGAACAACUCCAUUGAAAACGCCGACAAGCAACGCAAAACUUUUCAGACAAACAUAUCCGCUUCCACUGAUCACCGCAGAAGAAACACAAACACCUGCCAUCACCGACAUACCCUUCAAGCAAGUUGUUCAACAAGUCAUUAGAGCCCAUCUAGCCAAAUCAACCUGGUCUGAUGAGAAUCUUCUAAGCGGUGACGAUGAACUUUUAGAUGAAAAAAAGGAAGAGUUUCUUGCGCAGAUAGAUCCACCAGCGGAAUCUAUAAGAACAAAAUUUCAAGCACCAAUUGUCGAGCUGUUUGCUAAGUUAACAACAGAUGGUGACGCACGUGAUAUUAACGAGAGCAUAACACCAUCAUAUAACCAAAUAAUAACGAGCAACAUUAUUAAUGUUACAAACCCUUCAGACAAAAUCAAUGAGCUUUUCACUGGCAAUGCUAAACUAUCUACAUGUGUCAGCAAGGCGAACUGCGAUGAUCACACCAUUACCACAGAACCGGGACCCGUUCGUGUAACGGUGAGAGCACAACAGAUUGGAUCAACAGAGAUCAACACUACAUCUAAGAUCGACGAAAUUUCUAUUGUUGAGAGCUCUGGAAGUCAGAUUGAGGAGGGAAGUGGAACGGCUGAAAUCACUGUAACGACCGUUGUUCCCGACAAUGAAGAAAAUAUAAGAGAUUUUGGAAUUGCUUCAACUAUUGAACUCUUCGAUGACGAUGUUAAAGAUAUGCAGUUACACAUGGCUCCCAAGGAAGAGAGGACGACCUUUGACGUCCAAGCAACGACGAAAAUUCCUGUAAUAAUUCUUGAUGGUACGGGUUCACAAGAAACACUAAUAAAUCUACAUUCUGAUGCAACGAGCGCUGCAAUUAUACUUCCAUCGACGACUGUCAUAAUGACGUCAGCAACCUCAGGAACUUCAUUCAUCACUAAACACUUCGACAGCUCGGAAUCUACUACCCUUCCUAGUCGUACUGAAAUCUUAUCUUCUACAAUAAAUACGAUGGGAGUAACAGCAACUGAGGGUACUUCAUUCAUCACUAAACACUUCGACAGCUCGGAAUCUACUACCCUUCCUAGUCGUACUGAAAUCUUAUCUUCUACAAUAAAUACGAUGGGAGUAACAGCAACUGAGGGUACUUCAAAUCCACAUGUUACCGUGCGUGAACAAGAAUUUAGAGGAUUUGUUUCGGGACCACAAUCACUGCAGAGGUUAAUGAUAAAGAAGGAAAACAUCUCUUCAGAGCUGAGGGCAAAAAAUCAUUCCCAUAGAUCCGUAAUAAAGAAAUCGCAUUUGGAAUUUGCGAGUGUGCAACAGAAUAAACUGGUAGCUGUUGAACCUGCAAAGGAAACUAUUAACAGGGAUGUUACACUGUCGAAUGCCGCGGUGACGCAGAAUCCUACAGAAACAAAAGCAGCAAUAAGAAAGACCAAAGUUCUCCUAAGUUUGUCGAAUAAAAAGUCAAGUGUGGCACCUUCAGCGACGUUAGGUGCUAAAACAGCUGCUAGUACAAGAAUGGAAUCGAAUAGAAGAGUAAAUCACCAAUCGACAAACACUUCAAAAACACCGAAACCUAGCUUGGUCAAAGAAAAACAAGGCGAUGAGGCAAAAAAGAAUAGUGGUGAUGGAAAAUUAAAGUCAGUCUCAAGGCAGUCUAUUCCUCCCAUGAUUCCACGUAAUAGUUCUCCACCAGUUAUGACUAAGGUUGUGAAGACUGUUGUUCGGUUGCACAAGAAGAAACAUGGAACACAUCCUCGAGGCAUCUCCCUUCCACAACAGGGAUCUGGAAGACAAACAAGACGGGCAUUGAAAGGUAGCAACCAAAUGAAUAAAGGGAGCUUAUUUGUGAAGAAGACCUCCAACAGAAGGUUUACAAAACCAAAGAGAAAUCCAAGAUCAAAGAAAUCUGACUUCUUUCUCAGACGACAAUCACUCGUGAUUCCAAUCAAAAUGACAACACCAACAUCGGCUGAGCAUCUCGAAGUUGCACUUAGAGCUACAAAGAUGCCCACAAUUCCAAAAACAUCUAAUCGAAGCAAAUCGUCAGCGACAUUCCUAAAAGAAAAUGAACAGAGCAAAAGAGCAAUUGAAGGCGUUAAAAUAGCAAAAAUACAGCAGAGAGAAGCAGUCCCAGUGCCACACAAUGAUUUCUUCGGGAAACCAAAGCUAAUGGUAAAGGAUGGCGUAGUGCAACGAGUUGGGACGAAAGAUCAGGAUCCUUUGGAUGAGCUCGUUCCUCUAUUGGAAAGCAGUCAUUUAUCACAGAGAAUGAUCACCCUCCUAAAACUUCUUGCUGCGUCCAUGGAAAAUGCGAAGAAGCAGCAUUUAGUGCAGAGAAGAGAGCGUAAAAGACAACAUAUUCAAAGAAAACAACGUAGGCGCAGUAGUAUAGCACAGAUUCGACGCCAUGUGAGAGGUAAGUUUCGGCGAGAAAUGCGAAUUCCGCUUAGACCGGAACAAAUUGUCUCACCGAAGACUGAAACAGUGUUGAAGCAACAAUUGAAAGCAUUUUCAACGAAGCUGUCAUCAUCACUUCAGCGGAAUAAAGAUUCUCGAAAAAAAACUAUAUUGAGGAGAACAACACAGAAACAAUCAAUAAGUUCAACACUACAAUUACCUAUCGUGGAAAACUCUACAUUGAUGAAAGAGAACAAUUCUCCACAAACGCAACUUGCCUUGUUCCAAAGACAACCGCUAUCAACAACAGCAACUUCAGUUACAACAUUCACAAAACACCACAAACAUAUAAAUCUGGCAAAAGGGCAAACCUCUGGGAAACAAAGCAAACCUCGUAGAGCACUUCGAGCACCCAGCACCGUCACAUCACCGCACUCUUUUCGCACCCACAGACCGAAGACGACAACCACAACGAGGUCUACUGCUGCCCCAUCCACAACGACAAUCAAACUAACAACGAGCACUACACUGAGACCUAGUAGCACCACUACGACCACAGAACCGACCACAGCCACCAAGAAAACAUCCACAAGGGGAUGGACAACCACUCAAAGAUCGACAACGACUCCAACAACGACUUCUACAACCACCGCUAAGGCGCCUCUGAAUCGAUCUCCCGUUUUGCACACGGCUGGCCCACCAGCACCUACAAAGCCAACCGAACCUACCAAGCCAGUUAAAGGGUCUGUAUCGUUUGAUAUCUUCCACAAUGGUCAACCAGUUGAGGCGGUAGUAGUUGGAACGAAAAUCACACUUUCAUUUGCUCCGCUUUAUGCUAUACCACCCGAAUACAUGUCCGUACAAGAGUGUCAAGUAGAACCUAUUGAUUCUAAGUACGAGUGGGAACGCGAACCGUUGCCGAUAAUUCGAGAAGGGUGUCAGGCGGAUCUCGUUGGGUUGGUGUGCCCACCAAAGCAGUCCGAAUUUGGAGUGAAGGUCUCCGUCGAAGCCUUCCGCUACCAGAGUACUCCUCAUGUGCAAUACUCAUGUCUCGUGCGGAUAUGUCCUUUCGCUCCAUGUCCACCGGCUAGCUGCGCACCCGUCGAUGGUUGUCCGCGAGACAAACGUGCUGCCCGCAGUCUAAGUCUGGAAGAGAUCCGACGUGCUUUGGAAGCCGAUCCCAAACUCGCCAGCCAGAUAGGAAUUUCUCCACAUGUGCUGGCCAACAGGCCUGGACAUAGCGUUGAAAGUCAGCUUCUUGCAUUGGGAGGUGAUCACACCGUCAAACGCCGACUCGUAGUUGUGAACUCGGAAGAUCAACUGAGGUACUAUGUCCGCACCGGCGACGUCCCAUAA